Penaeus monodon (black tiger shrimp) is the source of this 663-nucleotide messenger RNA. RefSeq names its product proline-rich receptor-like protein kinase PERK2. The record is from RefSeq and is a predicted model, not a curated record. The annotation marks the transcript as partial. NCBI's taxonomy places the organism in Eukaryota, Metazoa, Arthropoda, Malacostraca, Decapoda, Penaeidae. The transcript has 6 exons.
CCCGCCCACCCUCACCCCCACCUUCCCCCCCUCCAAUCUCUUCACUCUACCCUCCCUCCCCUCCACCUUCCUCCCCUCCACCUUCCCUCCCCUCCAUUCUACCCGCUACUGCACCCGCCCCACACCGCCACCCUUCACGCCCCUCUCCACCUGGCCGCCCCUCCACUCUCCCCUGCUCCUCCCUCCCCCCACCUCCACCUGCCCUCCCCAUAUUCCUCCCGCAUGCAUCCACACUAUCCAACUCUUCCUUCGCCUGUUGCUUGUUCCUUGUACCCGCACGCAUCCACGCUAUGCGCCUCCCGUAUAUUUCUUCCUAUACCACUUAACACAUCCACACCACCCACUUCUCGCAUCCACACCGCCCGCCUCUGUACUCACCCGCACCCACACCGCCCGCUUCCACACCCACACCCGCUCGCACCCACACCCGCCCGCCUCUUCCUUGUCCCUCACACCAGCGCAUCCACACUCACCACACUCACGCCCACACCAGCUUUGGUCCUCCCCCGCCCACAGCGCAUCCUGAGCAUGGUCACGUUAUCGAAAGACAUAUCAGAAGUGGACAUGUUACCCGAAGACAUGAUAGAGGCGAACCUGUCAACGGAAGACAUGACAGAGCAUGGGCAUGUCAUUCGCAAGACUUUAUCAGAGGUAGACAUGUGA